GGCGGAGCGUGCAGACGACCUGACAGUAACACAGCAGCUGAGUCGUGUGUAACGGUUGCUGUUGUAGUUCCGUGCCGGGCCGUGUCGGUGUGUGACCGGGGGAGGAUGGCCCACCGCUACCUGCGGCUGUCCGCGGGCUGCAGGGGCGUGUUCCGGCUGCUGCUGCCUUCCAAUGCUCCGGCCAGGCUGGUGAUGUUCUCGAACACAGCUGGACAGGUAGGCAGUGGGCGGAGCCUGCUGACAGAGCUGCUGGGAGCAUACCAGAGCUCCAAACCCCCGAAAGGUUUUGAAAAAUAUUUCCCAGAUGCUCAGAAACCCGUGAAUAAGUCUGAGACUGAAGCUGCAGCUAAAGAAACUAAAGCUGCUGAUGCUCCAAGGACCUCGGGAGGGGGGGAGGGGGGGGGUGGAGGAGGGAAGCGAGGAGGGCGGAAGGAGGAGCCUCACUGGUACAGUCGUCUGCAGAAGGGGGACAUUCCCUGGGACGACAAAGAGUUCCGUCUGUACUUCCUGAGCGGAGUGGCGUUCUGGACCACCGUCACAUAUUACUUCCUCUUCAGGGAUGGAGGUCGGGAGGUCACCUGGAAGGACUUUGUCAACAACUACCUGUCUAAAGGAGCGGUGGAGCGACUGGAAGUCGUCAACAAACGAUACGUCAAAGUGAUUUCCCCUGCGGGGAAGACGGCUGUGGACGGAUACAUCUGGUUCAACAUCGGCAGCGUGGACACGUUUGAGCGGAACCUGGAGACGGCGCAGUACGAGCUCGGCAUCGAGGGGGGGGACCGGCUGCCGGUGGUUUACUCCACAGAGAGCGACGGCACCUUUCUACUGAGCAUGCUCCCCACGGUGCUCAUCAUCGGCUUCCUGCUGUUCAUGCUGCGGCGGGGGCCGGCGGGGGGGGGGCGUCCCGGCCGGGGGAUGGGCGGACUCUUCAGCGUCAGCGAGACGACGGCAAAGAUCCUGAAAGACGAGAUCGACGUGAAGUUCAAAGACGUGGCGGGCUGCGAGGAGGCCAAGCUGGAGAUCAUGGAGUUUGUCAACUUCCUGAAGAACCCGAAACAGUACCAGGACCUCGGGGCCAAGAUCCCCAAGGGCGCCAUCUUGACGGGUCCUCCAGGGACAGGAAAGACUCUCUUGGCCAAAGCGACGGCCGGCGAGGCCGACGUCCCGUUCAUCACCGUCAACGGCUCCGAGUUCCUGGAGAUGUUUGUGGGCGUCGGUCCAGCGAGGGUGAGGGAUCUGUUUGUCAUGGCGAGGAAGAACGCCCCCUGCAUCCUCUUCAUCGAUGAGAUCGACGCCGUGGGACGAAAACGUGGACGAGGAAACCUUGGAGGACAGAGUGAACAGGAAAACACUCUGAACCAGCUGCUGGUGGAGAUGGACGGUUUCAACACAGCGACCAAUGUGGUGGUUCUGGCCGGAACCAACCGACCCGACAUCCUGGACCCGGCUCUGAUGAGACCCGGACGCUUCGAUAGGCAGAUCUACAUCGGUCAUCCUGAUAUCAAAGGUCGAGCAUCCAUCUUUAAAGUUCACCUGCGUCCUCUGAAACUGGAGACAAACAUGGACAAAGACGCCCUGGCUAGGAAGAUGGCCGCCCUCACACCCGGAUUCUCAGGUGCUGACAUCGCCAACGUCUGCAACGAGGCGGCUCUGAUCGCUGCUCGCCACCUUUCAGACGCCAUCGAGCAGAGACACUUUGAACAGGCCAUCGAGAGGGUCAUCGGAGGUCUGGAGAAGAAGACUCAGGUGCUGCAGCCGGAGGAGAAGAAGACGGUGGCGUACCAUGAGGCCGGCCACGCGGUCGCCGGCUGGUUCCUGGAACAUGCCGACCCGCUGCUAAAGGUGUCCAUCAUCCCCAGAGGGCGGGGCCUGGGUUAUGCUCAGUACCUGCCUAAGGAGCAGUACCUGUACACCAGGGAGCAGCUGCUGGACCGGAUGUGUAUGACUCUGGGAGGACGCGUCUCCGAGGAGAUCUUCUUUGGACGGAUCACCACCGGAGCUCAGGACGACCUCCGAAAGGUCACCCAGAGCGCCUACGCACAGAUCGUCCAGUUCGGGAUGAACCAGAAGGUCGGUCAGGUUUCCUUCGACCUCCCGCGUCAGGGCGAGAUGGUUCUGGAGAAACCGUACAGCGAAGCCACGGCUCGUCUCAUCGACACCGAGGUCAGAACCCUCAUCAGGGAGGCGUACCAGAGAACCCAGCAGCUGCUGAGCGAGAAGAAGGCCGAGGUGGAGAAGGUGGCGCUGCGGCUCCUUGAGAAGGAGGUUCUGGAUAAGGGCGACAUGGUGGAGCUGCUGGGUAAUCGUCCAUUUGCGGAGAAGUCGACGUACGAAGAGUUUGUUGAGGGAACCGGAGGCGAAGACGAGGACACGACUCUACCGGACGGUCUCAAAGACUGGAACCAGGAGAGGACAGAGAAGGAAGAGAGUCAGGAUGAACAGGUGGCCCGUCAGAUCUCUGGAGGAAUGCCCUUCUAGAACCUCCCAUGGACGUCCUGGCUCCACUACAAACACGGACCUCUCAUUCUCGUGUAUAAAAUAUCAUCUGGAACAUUUCUGAGGUUUAGAGCCCUCACUCCUCACGUAACAUCAAGACUUCUUAUCUGUGGAGCUCUGUACCAAACCCAUAACUGUCACCCUGUAAAGUUCCUCAAUGUUCUGUUGGAUGUUUGGGUUCUUCCACAAACCCCCCUUGUCUCCAUCAGUGAGGUCCUACUCCUGCUCCCUGACAUUCAGAACAAUAAACCUGCUCCAAAGAUAAACAGUCACCUGAUGAGCUCCACAGGUUGUUGUGUUGGAUGUUUGGGUUCUACCACCAACACAAACUGUCACUCAUUCCACAGUCACUUCAUCAAUCUGCUGCAGAACCAACUCAAUCUAAUCAAUAACUCUUAACACACACUCCUAAAUCCGACUGCCGAGAAUUACCUUCUGGUACCGACACAUCUUGUCCUAGAACCUUCACCUGAUGGAACCACAGAGUUUACUCACAGGAAACAUGGUUUUAUUUUCUUUGUUGAACUUUCAGAUUCAUACGUUCUUGUCUUUCAGAGCUGAUCUAUUACACCUCAUCUUUACUCUGCUGGGGUCUCACACGCUGUAGAACCACAUUAAUGUCUUCUAGAACCUUCCCACUGGUUUCUUUUGUGCAUUGAACUCAAUGGUUCUAGAUGUUUUCUCUACAGGGCCUUGCAUAAGUAUUCACCCCCCUUGGACUUUUUCCCAUUAUGUACUGUUACUAACUGGAAUUCAAAUAGACUUAAAUAAACUUUUUCCCGUUUGAUCAACAAAACAUGCAUAGUACUUUGGAGGUGCAAAAUAAAUUUUAUUGUGACACAAACUAUAAUGAGAACAAAAAAGUUGACAUCUGUUGGGUGCAUAAGUAUUCACCCCCCUGUGUCAAUACUUGGUAGAACCCCCUUUCACUGCAAUUACAGCUGCAAGUCUUUUGGGGUAUGUCUCUACCAGCUCUGCACAUCUAGAGAUGGAAAGGUUUGUCCAUUCUUCUUGGCAAAAAAGAUGAAGCUCAGUCAGAUUGGAUGGAGACCGUCUGUGAACCGCAAUCUUCAAGUCUUGCCAUAGAUUCUUUAUUGGAUUGAGGUCUGGGCUUUGACUGGGCCAUUUUAAGACAUUAACAUUCUUUAAUCCAAACCAUUCCUUUGUAGCUCUGGCUGUAUGUUUAGGGUCAUUGUCCUGCUGGAAGAUGAACCUCCGCCCCAGUCUCAAGUCUUUUGCAGACUGCAUCAGAUUUUCUUCAAGGAUUUCCCUGUAUUUGGCUCCAUCCAUCUUUCCCUCUAUUCUGACCAGUUUCCCUGUACCUGCUGAAGAGAAGCAUCCCCACAGCAUGAUGCUACCACCACCAUGUUUCACUGUUGGGAUGGUGUGCUCAGGGUGAUGGGCAAUGUUGGGUUUUCGCCACACAUAGCGUUUUGCAUUGAGGCCAAAAAGUUCAGUUUUGGUCUCAUCUGACCAGAGCACCUUCUUCCACAUGUUUGCUGUGUCUCCCACAUGGCUUCUGGCAAACUCCAAACGGGAUUUUUUAUGGAUCCCUUUCAACAAUGGCUUUCUUCUUGCCACUCUUCCAUAAAGGCCAGAUUUGUGGAGUAGACGACUAAUAGUUGUCCUGUGGACAGAUUCUCCCACCUCAGCUGUGGAUCUCUGCAACUCCUCCAGAGUAACCAUGGGCCUCCUGGUUGCUUCUCUGAUUCAUUUUCUCCUUGUCCGACUCUUCAGUUUGGGUGGACGGCCUCCUCUUGGUAGGUUUGCGGUUGUGCCAUAUUCUUUCCAUUUUCUUAUGAUGGAUUUUAUGGUGCUCAGAGAGAUGUUCAAAGCUCUGGAUAUUUUUUUAUAACCUAACCCUGCUUCAUAUUUCUCCACAACUUUCUCCCUGACCUGUUUGGUGAGCUCCUUGGUCUUCAUGAUGCUGUUUGUUCAGUAAUGAUCUCCAACAAACUCUGAGUCCGUCACAGAACAGGUGUAUUUAUACUGAGAUUAAAUUGCAGACAGGUGGACCCUAUUUACUAAUUAUGUGACUUGCAAAUGUGACUUGUGAAUGCAAUUGGUCGCACCAGAUCUUUGUUAGGGGUUUCACAGUAAAGGGGGUGAAUACAUAUGCACUCAACACUUUUCAGAUUUUUAUUUGUAAAUAAUUGUGAAAUCCAUGUAAUAUUUCCCCCCACUUCCAAAUGAUGCACUAUUUUGUGUUGGUCCAUUACAUAAACUCACGAUGAAAUAAAUUUUAAUCUGUGGUUAUACCAUGACAAAAUGUAGAAAAGUCCAAAGGGGGUGAAUACUUAUGCAAGGCACUGUAUAUUAAGUACCAAGUUCGACAUCACACAUCUGUUCCUAAGCAGGGUUCUACAAGAUUGUAAUUUACAAUUUCACCACUAAUGUCACUAGACUUGACACACUAAAGCUCUAGAACCUCUGUUAUUGAGCUCUAGAGCACAGUGUUGUUCUCCAGAGAACUGCUCUUUGUAAAACAAAGCUCAAAUGUUCUCUGCCUUUGAACACUUGUUCCAUUUCAAGGGUUCUAACAUCAAAGCCACACUUUCCCUUGACGUUAAACAUUUGCUCCAUCAUGUGGUUCUAGAUAAGUCAUAGAAUAUGAAUACAUUGAGAGAACAGUGACCUGUCGGCGUAGAACACGUGUAAACAUGUACAGCUCAGUGUAGUUGAGCUGCUUCUCUUACCUGUCAGAGCUUUUAUGGUGUUUGAACCUAAAGGAUCAUUCUGCUGGUUUCAUGUUUCAACUUUAAAAAGAAAUUCCCUGCUGAUGAUGACUGAU
Messenger RNA from Pleuronectes platessa (European plaice), 5287 nucleotides. Its product is annotated as AFG3-like protein 2. Gene Ontology annotation, molecular function: zinc ion binding; ATP hydrolysis activity; ATP binding. Gene Ontology annotation, biological process: mitochondrial protein processing; protein-containing complex assembly. NCBI's taxonomy places the organism in Eukaryota, Metazoa, Chordata, Actinopteri, Pleuronectiformes, Pleuronectidae. Gene Ontology annotation, cellular component: m-AAA complex; membrane. The record is from RefSeq and is a predicted model, not a curated record.